AUGGCUACAGAGAUUACCCUCAGUUCAGUUCUUCUUCACAUUUGUGCGUACUUGACGUUUCCCAGUGGGAGUACCUUGACCGACGUCCCUGUUGUUCACACCGACCUCGGGGCCGUCGCUGGCCGGAAGUUAACCGUCUCUGGAGAACAAGUUGACGCCUUCUAUGGCAUUCCUUAUGCAGAACCGCCGGUGGGAAAUUUGCGGUUUCAAAAAUCGUUGCCUGCAAAGCCCUGGAAAGAGGUCCUCAGCGCAACCAAGAAACCCAAACCCUGCUGGCAAUUUGACUUUCCCUUCGGCGUAAAUAUUACUUUGCAUUAUGAGAACACCUCUAUAGCCUCCGAAGACUGCCUUUAUCUGAACAUCUGGAGGCCGUCAUCCGCGUGCCCGUCAACUGGUACAUGCAUUGCGAACCUCCCAGUGGUUGUGUUUUUUUACGGUGGCGCGUUCCAGUGGGGAGACUCAGCGUUGUUCCUUUACGACCCAGCCAACUUUGUGGCUCUUUCGAACGUCGUCUAUGUGACCUUAAAUUAUCGUCUUGGCAUCCUUGGAUUCUUGUCGUCUGGAACAGAAACGCUUCCCGGAAAUUACGGUUUAUGGGAUCAGAACCUUGCCUUGAAGUGGGUGAAGAGGAACGUCGGCCGCUUUGGUGGAAACCCCAACGACGUCACUCUCAAUGGGUUCAGCGCUGGAGCGAUCUCCGCGGGACUUCAAGCUAUAUCGCCCCAUAGUCGCGGCCUUUUUCACAAGCUUAUUCUUCAAAGCUCUACACCCCUCUCAAUGAUAUUAGGAAUCAGUCUCGCCGGCGUUGGAAAGUUUUUGGGCGUCGCAGGAAACUUGGGAUGUUUCGAUGGUGAUCCAGACUGGUCUGAAAACAUUCAGAAAAUUAUGAAGUGUUUAGAAAAGUCAAACGUGGAUUAUAUUUACAAUACUCUCAGAAAAGCAGGCGGAGUGAAUAAGGAAGCGUGCAAAAGCAACGUUAACGUCACUGAAUGCGGUGCUCAAGAAAAAGACGAACUCGACAUGUUCUUAGGAGCCCAAGAAAGGUUGACUAAGGCCGAACCGCGUCAUUGCACUGCAGCGAGCAAGAUCAUCGGUCCCCUGCUGGAAUAUUUUCUCGAAGAGCCGCGCCUCAACAAUCACGAAGACAUUCUUCGUUACUGGGAGAUCCACAAGGUUGAACGACGAGAACUCCAUCAGCUAGCCAAAUGUUGCUCUGGCAUCGCCAGCUACGCAAGUAAGCGAAGAGCGAACCUUCUCAGGUGUCAAGUUUAUGCUUUCACCGCUUCGAGCCAACUUGAAAGUGUCGAUGAUAGACAACAUCAUGUUACUCCGCGCGAACAGAAAGGUGCCAUAAGUAUGUAUAACGCUAUGAAACGUCAUAACAUGUAA
Ixodes scapularis (black-legged tick) is the source of this 1389-nucleotide messenger RNA. Its product is annotated as cholinesterase. Gene Ontology annotation, cellular component: plasma membrane. Gene Ontology annotation, molecular function: acetylcholinesterase activity. Gene Ontology annotation, biological process: acetylcholine catabolic process; choline metabolic process. The record is from RefSeq and is a predicted model, not a curated record. The transcript has 2 exons. The coding region runs from base 1 to 1389 and encodes 462 amino acids. NCBI's taxonomy places the organism in Eukaryota, Metazoa, Arthropoda, Arachnida, Ixodida, Ixodidae.